Fusarium sp. VM40 is the source of this 1239-nucleotide messenger RNA. Lineage: Eukaryota; Fungi; Ascomycota; Sordariomycetes; Hypocreales; Nectriaceae. The record is from the annotation of a GenBank genome assembly.
AUGGCCACAGAAGUCAAGCGAGUACCCAUUCCCCGUCGGGGUGUUGAUUAUCGCGGCAAGGUUGUCCUUGCGCCCAUGGUUCGCUCGGGAGAGCUUCCUUCAAGACUCUUAGCUCUCAAGUAUGGCGCAGAUCUUGUUUGGGGCCCAGAGACUGUGGACCAUUCCAUGAUUGGAACGUCAAGACGGUUCGAUAAGGAAUCUAAGACGAUAGAGUGGUUCCGUCUUUCUUCUCAUGGCCAGAAAGAUCCUCCUGCCGACGCCAAGGAGAGUAUCAUUUACAGAUUGCUACCUGAGAUCGAAAAGGAUAAGCUUAUCUUUCAAAUCGGAACUUCAGACCCUGAACGUGCAGUUGCAGCGGCUAAGCUGGUGGCCGCCGAUGUUGCUGGCAUCGAUGUUAAUGCUGGUUGCCCAAAGCCCUUCAGCACUAGCGGAGGCAUGGGAGCUGCUCUUCUCCAGACCCCCGACAAGCUCUGCGCUAUUCUCGAGGCUCUUGUGAAGAACAUCACCCCUGAAUUUGAGAUUGGAAUCAGCGUCAAAAUCAGACUUCUAGACACGGCUGCCCAGACCGAGGCGCUCGUACGUCGCCUAUGUGCUACUGGCAUCACAGGGCUGACAAUACAUUGCCGAACAACGCCCAUGCGACCUCGAGAACGGGCCAUUCGGGGCCAGCUUCGCAUGAUUGCUGAAGUCUGUCACGAAUUUGGCGUUGCCUGUUUGGUGAACGGAGAUGUUGAGAAUCGAGACCAGGGUCUACAACUCGCGGAAGAGUUCGGAGCCGACGGCGCAAUGAUUGCAGUUGCUGCGGAGAAGAACCCAAGCUGCUUCAGAAGCCAGGCCAAUGGUGGACUGGCGCCUUGGGAAGAAGUGGUUGAUCACUACGUCAAGACUGCUAUCGAUGUCGACAACCGGUUUGGAAACACAAAGUUCCUCCUCUCAAACAUGAUCCCUGGAAGGUCAAAGUCCUAUCAGCCAGUGAACCAGUCCAAGAACUACAACAGCGUUUGCGAAGCGCUCUCACUUGAUAAAUACACUGAAGCCGCUCGCAUUGUUGAUAGCAGGCGUGGUUUGGACCAGCCUCUUCAGGGAAAGGCCGCAAAGAAGGCGAACAUUGCCUCUGCCGCCCAGCCAGCCAAGUCAAAUCAGCAAAGCGAACAAAAGCGCAAGCGAAGUGCGUCUGACAGCAGACUUGUGAAACAGGUCAAGACAUCCGAACCUGCACCAGUUGCUGCAGCUGUUUGA